AUGUUACCAGCAGAUGUUGCCCGCUCACUGAGCCCUCAAUGGCCAUGCCGUGAGGUCCAGGUGCAGCAACUAGCCAGUCUUCUCAGUCCUCAUAUCCCUAGUCCUCCGACAGUAGUGGUUCACGGUAUCUCCGCAACCUGCAAAUCGACCAUCCUCCAGGCCGUCCUGUCGACCCUUGAAGUGCCGCACGCCAUUGUUCGUAGCACCGAGUGCAUUACCGCCCGACAUCUUUUGACAAAAAUUCUCUGGGGUAUACUAGAGGCCCUGGGCCAGAAGGACGAGUGGGAAAAAUUUGGCAAGGGAAGAUGUGAGCAUGUGAGCAUGCUCGCAGUUCUCUUGGAGGAAUGUCUGGCCGCAAGAACCGCCGAGCAGGCCGGCAAGUUUGUAUUGGUGUUGGAUGAAAUUGAUAGACAACGAGAGGCUCCGCCGACAUUGCUAUCUGCAUUGGCGCGUCUCGGAGAGAUUAUUCCAUCUCUUUGCGUUGUUCUGGUCCUCAGUUCUACUCCGCGACCAUUGUUUCUUCAGCAUUCAGCCGUCCCGCAUAUUAGUUUCCCUCCCUACACUCGCAAGGAUGCUAUCGACAUCAUGCUAAAUACGGGGGCACCCGUUGUUGACGGUCUGCCUGCUGAGACUUCCUCGAGGUUAUAUCCACAUUUUGUGUCUACGGUUUACGACUCGCUCGUUGGACCGACGGUUGGCUCGAUCCCCACGUUCCGAUCUAUAUGCGACCGACUCUGGCCUCAAUUUGUUGCUCCCGUGGUGAAAGGCGAAACUCCACCAGGCGGAAAUAACGAAUGGGACUUCUCGCGGCUACUGGUCAAAAACAGAGUGCUCUUUCGGCACCAGGGUGAAUCGGCACUGGUGCACCGCAUUGUCCCCGAGGAAGCACCUGCACCAGGCACGGCAUCUCGAACGCCGCUGGCUUCGACUGCCGCCCCCUCGUCACUUCCAUCUCUGCCGUACUUCUCCACAUUGAUCCUGACGUCCGCCUAUGUGGCCUCGCAUACCCCACAGCGCCUGGACACGAUCUUCUUUUCGAAAUUCUCUUCGUCAUCGCUCUCCGCACGUAACAAGCGCGCCCACCACCGCCGCCGCCUCAAGGUCCUUUCCCAAGCGCAGGCCGAAGACCGCCAAGCCGCCGCGGCCGACCCAUCCACCCCGAACAAGCGAGGCAAACGGUCCAAAACCCGCAUCACAAAAUCAACCCUGUCUUCCGCCUUCGCUACCUCCUCGGCCACCACAUCUGCCAUCGGCGGCGGCGCCGGCAUCACAGGCCCAUCCACCAUCCUCACGGCGCGUCCCUUCCCGCUGGAGCGAUUACUCGCCAUCUACCACGCCAUCGAUCCCAACCCACCCGCCAACCCGAUUCGCGUCGGCGCCGUCGCGGACCAGAUCUACGCGGAACUGGCUACGCUGCGUCGUCUUCGUCUCGUGGUUCCCGCCUCUAGUGCUGGCGCGGCCGCUAUGAGCAGUGGGAACACCAGUGCCGAUGCGGGUGAUAAGUGGUGUGUUAAUGUUUCUGGGGAUUGGAUUGGGGAGUUGGCUAAGGGGAUUGGGGUUGAAGUUGGGGAGUGGUUGGCUGGUGGCUUGGACUGA
Messenger RNA from Penicillium alfredii, 1596 nucleotides. RefSeq names its product origin of replication complex subunit 5 family protein. Bases 1 to 1596 code for a protein of 531 amino acids. The record is from RefSeq and is a predicted model, not a curated record. The transcript is spliced from 3 exons. Gene Ontology annotation, cellular component: nucleus; nuclear origin of replication recognition complex. NCBI's taxonomy places the organism in Eukaryota, Fungi, Ascomycota, Eurotiomycetes, Eurotiales, Aspergillaceae. Gene Ontology annotation, biological process: DNA replication; DNA replication initiation. Gene Ontology annotation, molecular function: DNA replication origin binding.